Molecule: messenger RNA, 3685 nt
Organism: Homo sapiens (human)
Lineage: Eukaryota; Metazoa; Chordata; Mammalia; Primates; Hominidae
Gene: OR5D3
Product: olfactory receptor family 5 subfamily D member 3
Exons: 2
Coding region: 251-1222 (323 amino acids)
Biological process (GO): detection of chemical stimulus involved in sensory perception of smell; G protein-coupled receptor signaling pathway
Cellular component (GO): membrane
Molecular function (GO): olfactory receptor activity; G protein-coupled receptor activity
Source: RefSeq, marked validated
AGGUCCCCAAGGCCUUGGGGGCAAAUAUUUGUGACACAGUUUGGUGCUAGGACUUAGUUUCUAGAUGUGACCUUAUCUCUGCUAUCUAUGAGUUUUCUUAAUAGGUUGGGUAAAAAAGUAACAUUUAAAAUCUUCAAGGAAAUAUACUCUCGACACUCCUACUGUUGUUUUCAGGUUUGUUUCUAUUAAUUAAGUGCUAAGCGGGAGCAUUAUUGGAGUUCGUUAAUUUCAGCAAAAGAUCCUUCAGUAAAUGAAUCACUCAGAUGCCUCUGUAUUUAGGAUUCAAAAAAAUCAGACUGCUGGAGUCACCUUCAUCCUCUUGGGCUUCUCAGAAUUUCCAGACCUUCAGAUACCCCUGUUCCUGGUCUUCCUGACCAUCUACACAAUCACUGUGAUGGGGAAUCUGGGCAUGAUCAUGGUCAUCAGGAUCAACCCCAAACUCCACACCCCUAUGUACUUUUUCCUCAGCCACUUGUCCUUUGUUGAUUUCUGUUAUUCCACCACAAUUACACCAAAACUGCUGGAGAACUUGGUUGUGGAAGACAGAAUCAUCUCCUUCACAGGAUGCAUCAUGCAAUUCUUCUUUGCCUGUAUAUUUGUGGUGACAGAAACAUUCAUGCUGGCAGCGAUGGCUUAUGACAGAUUUGUGGCAGUGUGUAACCCUCUGCUUUACACAGUUGCAAUGUCCCAGAGGCUUUGCUCCUUGUUAGUGGCUGCAUCAUACUCUUGGAGUUUAGUUUGUUCCUUAACAUACACAUAUUUUCUGUUGACUUUAUCUUUUUGUAGGACUAACUUCAUUAAUAACUUUGUCUGUGAGCACGCUGCCAUUGUUGCUGUGUCCUGCUCUGACCCCUACAUGAGCCAGAAGGUCAUUUUAGUUUCUGCAACAUUCAAUGAAAUAAGCAGCCUGGUGAUCAUUCUCACUUCCUAUGCUUUCAUUUUUAUCACUGUCAUGAAGAUGCCUUCCACUGGGGGGCGCAAGAAAGCGUUCUCCACGUGUGCCUCCCACCUGACCGCCAUUACCAUUUUCCAUGGGACUAUCCUUUUUCUCUACUGUGUUCCUAACUCCAAAAGUUCAUGGCUCAUGGUCAAGGUGGCCUCUGUCUUUUACACAGUGGUCAUUCCCAUGCUGAACCCCUUGAUCUAUAGCCUCAGGAACAAAGAUGUAAAAGAGACAGUCAGGAAGUUAGUCAUUACCAAAUUAUUAUGUCAUAAAAUGUAAUGCUAGAAAUAUUAAUUAUUUAUCCUUGAGAGCAGCACUGCAGUUGUUCAAUAACUAGUCAUUGCAUGAAAUUAUGAUAACCCUCCAACUGACAGUACAAUAUCUAUUCACACUGAUGUUUAGUAAAAUAACUUUAAAGUUAUAAAUACUGUAAGUAUGGAAUCUCAGACCAUUUAAACUAAAUUUUUGAUCGAGAAUAUUGUAAUACAAAAGUUUUUGUGUUAGUAUACGUUUAUUGUGAUUGUCCAGGUCAAAUUUCAGUUCAAUUUAAAUCUUGCAAAAUGUAAAAAUUUUUGAGAUGAUCUGAAGAAUAGUAGUUUAUAAUGAGGAAGUUUACCUGAUAACAUAAAAUUACUAUGAUAAGAGCUGUUCAGUAUAAAACACUAUCUAUAAAAUAAUUACAAUUAAUUCUGUAUGGGCAACUUUGGCAUUAGAAGAUUUACAGACAAACAAAAAUAAAUAAGAAAAUUAUCUUCCUUACGAAGUCCAGAAUCUGGUAAAGUUAAGUUAUACUUGGUAUUAUAAAUUAUAUUUUUCUUUAUGCAUGAUAAUAAGAAGAUGGUAAAUAUUUUUGCAAAUAAAUGCCCAUCACCCUAGUUCUGCCACUGAUGCCAAUAUGAUUGUGCAUGUUAUUUAUUUAUUAAAAAUUUUAUUGAGAUAAUUUUCUAUUCAUUUUCCUUUGUAAGAAAUAAUAUAGAGGAAUUCCAAUUAUCUUUUAACCAGUUUCCCCCUAAGAUAGUACAAUAUAACAACCAGGAUAAUGAUAUUGAGAUAAUACACAUACAUUAUUCAAGCAUUAGUUAUGUAUUGAUAAAAGAAAUAUUCAUAAACUCAGUGAUAUCUAACAGUAAGCAAUCCUUUCAAAUAAGUGACUUGACUGGGGUAGCUCUGUUGAUAUCAGUUCGACCAUUUGGGUGUCAAGAAUGGGGUAACUAGAUCAGCUACCUUUGGAACUAGAGACCUGUAUGUAUGUCAUCUUCUUUGGACUCUUUGGCUGAUAGUCUUUGUUGAAAGCAGAGCCACAAUAGAGUAUUCCAAAAAUAAAAGCAUACUUAACGUUCCUGUUUGGGUCUCACCUGUUAACAUUUUAUGAGUCAGAGAAAAUCACGUCCAAGCCCCAAAGCAAGAGUUGAGAAAGUUAUCUAUUUCUUGUAGAACUGCAAGAUUACAAGUCAAGAGUGAUGGGUACAGGGAGAAAUGAAAAACUGGGUUCAAAAUUGAUUGAAACAUUUACAUCUUUAAACACAUUCUUCCUUGAUAAUGCCAGAUAACUUUACUGCAGAAAACAGAUAACCCAUGGCUCUAAUUGGUUUUAGAGAAGUUUUCAAAUAAUUGAAAUAAUUUGAUUGCCUUAACCAAAUGGCUGGUUGAGAUUAAGUAUAAGAACUUACAUUUUCUCCUUGUGUCUUGCCAGUCAUGAUUAAGGCUUACAAGCACAGAAUAUGAAGUCAACCAUGUGUUGAAGGUCCAAUCCAAGCUGUUAAGUGAUACUUGUUUCCCCUCAAGGUUUAUCUUUAUUUCCAAAUAAAAAUUCAAUAACUUUUUACCUUAAUGCUUUACACCAACUUACAUGUCUAUGCAACUUACUGUUUAGGAAUAUACAACAAAAUUCUCAACACUUACAGAAUACAGCAAAAGUAACAGAGGAUUUACUUUAAUUUUUAACUGUAGAUAAUGAGUCAUAAUUAAAUGCUCUAGUCGAGUAUUUUUAAAGCUGUGUGUAUGUGUGUGCAUAUGUGUAUAGUUUAAUAAAGAUGUUAAGGAGCACAAAAAAGGAUUUAGAAAGUUUGAGUAUGCAUCGCAGAAUAUUUAGUAUAUUCAAUAAGGUUUCCAGGAUAAAGUUAGAAUAUACUAUUUUUAAAUAUUGUUUUGGAAGAUGUAAGCUGUAAUUUGGUAGGUUUCUUUUAGUACAAAAUAAAAAUCAAAGAAAAAAAGAAUAGUUGCUAAUCCCUUUAAUACAAGAUUUUUUUAUUUUGGUAAAUGUUCAUAAAUGGGCAGUUUACACAAAUAUAAUGCAAUUUCCCCCCCAAAUUCUCAAAUUAUACUUUCAGUGUGAAAGCAAACAUGUUAACUGUGAAGAUAAAUACAUUUUAGAUAAUGUAAGUGAGUUUGCUAAUGGUCAUAUUAAGUGAUAGCUAUGGGCUAUUUUUUUUCUACAAAUACAUUUGUAUGCUGCUCUUCUUUUAAACUUUUGGAUACAGUAGGUAUAAAUGUGACUUUUUUCCCAUGGAGGGCUGUGGCAGGACAUUUGCUAUCAUAUGCACAAUACUAAAGCAAGUUAUAUAGUUUAAUGCUCACUUCUUAGUGGAUUAACAACUAUAAAAAUUAUAUCUGGACCAUUUUAUGUAAAUGUCAACUUUCAUAUUAUGUUGACUAAACAAAGACGGCAUCAAAGAUUGUAUUAGUGUUGGACAAAUAUAUCAUUACGUGAUUAUAUUACAUAACACUUUGCUUACGUGAGUG